Messenger RNA from Eufriesea mexicana, 1023 nucleotides. RefSeq names its product transmembrane protein 64. Gene Ontology annotation, cellular component: endoplasmic reticulum. Gene Ontology annotation, biological process: regulation of cytosolic calcium ion concentration. Bases 139 to 990 code for a protein of 283 amino acids. The record is from RefSeq and is a predicted model, not a curated record. The transcript is spliced from 4 exons. NCBI's taxonomy places the organism in Eukaryota, Metazoa, Arthropoda, Insecta, Hymenoptera, Apidae.
GUUUAACUGCAAUGAAAAAAUUACAAAAAACUACUAUUUACGAAAUUGCUUAUUAUGAUAAUGUCAUGAGGUCAUAACAGAAGGAUGACAUUUAAGUAACUCUUUCCUUAUUCAUAAUGAGGAAUAAAUAUAUUGGACAUGGAUAUAAUUAACAUAGAAGAUGUUGAAACUGGUGUUCGUCCAUCUAAGAACUCUACUUCAAUACAAUGCAAUUGCAUCCACUCAAAUUCAAUAUGCUAUAUUGUUGUAACAAUUGCUACUUUAGCUCUUUUGGGUGCAAUUGUCUUUAUCUGCAGAGACUAUAUUAAAGUGCUACUCUAUUGGAUUGAACAUCAGAACAUAUGGAUCGUUACUGUAAUAUUCAUUGCAUUAUUUACAGUGGUAUCAUUCCCUAUUGUUAUUGGUUAUUUAUUCCUUAUAAUUGCUAGUGGCUAUUUGUUUGGUAUAUUAAGGGGUAUCGUCAUGGUAGUAUUAUCUGCCAAUUUAGGAAUAGCCAUAGCACAUGUUACUCUUAGUGCAUUAUCAUCAAAAUUACCUUUUCGAGCUCUUGUGCAAAAUGAUACUGCAAGAGCAAUUCUUAGGGUUAUAUCUGGACCACAAGCUUUCAAGGUUGUGUUAUUUGCAAGAUUAACUCCUAUUCCUUUUGGAUUACAAAACACCAUUUUUGCAGUAAGCAAUAUGGGUGGCAUUCAAUACCACAUAGCUAGUGCAUUAGGUUUACUGCCUGCUCAAAUUAUCAAUAUUUAUUUGGGCAGUAGUUUAAGAUCUAUGCAAGAUGUCCUUGAAGAUAGAUCAACAGCAGCAACUGGUUACAUUGUCUUCUGUUUCCAAAUUCUAAUAGGUAUUUCAUUGAUGGUAUAUGUUGUACAAAAAGCACGUAGGGAACUUCAACUGGCAUUAUUAGAAGCUGAUCUUGUCUCAAUGGCUGAUACCUCACACUACCUUCUUGAUACAUUACCAGAUACAGUUUUAACAAAUCUAAUUGCCUAAGAAUUGAAUGAAAAUUUUCCUUUUUCAUUGGAU